Laetiporus sulphureus 93-53 is the source of this 1054-nucleotide messenger RNA. RefSeq names its product glutaredoxin. The transcript is spliced from 3 exons. Gene Ontology annotation, molecular function: 2 iron, 2 sulfur cluster binding. The coding region runs from base 219 to 929 and encodes 236 amino acids. NCBI's taxonomy places the organism in Eukaryota, Fungi, Basidiomycota, Agaricomycetes, Polyporales, Laetiporaceae. The record is from RefSeq and is a predicted model, not a curated record.
CCUCGGCGACGAGAGUGAGCGUACGGACAAGAGUAUGUGGCCAACCAGAAAGUGCCUAUCGUCAAGCCUUCGGAUCUAGCCGAAUUGCGCCAUCUUCAUCUUAUCAGACCGAGGCGGUUUGUCAGGAGCCCGCCGUAUACUACCUGCUCGUCGCGCUCGCUUUCGUUUGUUCUCGCACCACCCAGCACUAUUGGAUUGCGCACUUAAGCCUAGCAGACAUGACGGCUCUUCCAGAGAACUACAAGGAAAUUACCUCUGCCGAGCAUUUUCAGGGCUUGCUCUCUGCGGAUCUGCAGCGGGUCUCUUUGAUCAAUUUCUGGGCUCCAUGGGCAGAGCCAUGCAAGCAGAUGAACGAGGUUGUGCUGGAACUUGCACGGAAGUACCCUCAGCUGCUUGUCCUUCAAGUAGAGGCCGAGUCACAGUCUGAUAUCGCUGAAUCAUUUGAGAUCGAGGCCGUGCCUGCGUUCAUCGUCCUCAGGGGGCAUACACUGCUCGCUCGCAUAUCUGGUGCCGACGCCACUGCUCUCACAGAGGCAGUCGCCACCCACACGCGUCCUGCGUCGUCUGUGAAGGCUCUUUCCCAGACAGACCGUGCGCCUGCUGACCCCGAGAAGGAGGAGACACCGGAGGAGCUCAACGCUCGUCUGGGGCGUCUCAUGGCGACGGACAAGGUCGUUCUCUUCAUGAAGGGCGAGCCUGAUGCACCUCGCUGCGGAUUUUCCCGGCGUAUGGUCGCAUUGCUGCGCGAUCAGGGGGCACAGUUCUCCCACUUUGACAUCCUGUCGGACGACAAAGUGCGGUCGGGCUUGAAGGUACUAAACAACUGGCCGACUUUCCCGCAGUUGAUCGUCAACGGCGAGUUCGUCGGUGGUCUUGAUAUAGUGCAGGAAAUGGUGGAGAAUGGAGAGCUGAAGGAUAUGCUGGCAUGAGCGAUGUUUUCAAAUAGUGUAGUCUCAUUUUUUUCCUUCUCAGGAUGUAACUGUCAUGUUGUUGGCAUUGUUUCUAUAUCACAGAUGUAUGCAUACUCGAUGAAGCCUGGACAAUCGUGCUGCUU